Molecule: messenger RNA, 420 nt
Organism: Acaulospora morrowiae
Lineage: Eukaryota; Fungi; Glomeromycota; Glomeromycetes; Diversisporales; Acaulosporaceae
Source: the annotation of a GenBank genome assembly
AUGGCGUUCCUCGUUGCUAAGAGGGCAUGGGGUUUCUCGUUGCUAAGAGGGCAUGGGGUCUCUCGUUGCCAAGAGGGCAUGGAGUCUCUCGUUGCUAAGAGGGCAUCGGACUUCCCGUUUCUAAGAGGGCAUGGGGUUUCUCGUUGCCAAGAGGGCAUGGGGUUUCUCGUUGCUAAGAGGGCAUGGGAGGGCAUCGGACUUCCCGUUUCUAAGAGGGCAUGGGGUUUCUCGUUGCUAAGAGGGCAUGGGGUCUCUCGUUGCCAAGAGGGCAUCGGGCUUCUCGUUGCUAAGAGGGCAUGGGGUUUCUCGUUGCCAAGAGGGCAUGGGGUCUCUCGUUGCCAAGAGGGCAUGGGGUCUCUCGUUGCUAAGAGGGCAUGGGGUUUCUCGUUGCUAAGAGGGCAUGGAGUCUCUUGUUGCUAA